AUGGCACAGUUAUUAACGUAAUAUAUUAUAUUUAAAAAUAUAAUUAAAAGUGACAGAAAAGAUAGAAAAAUAAUCGAUAAUUCGUUACAGGUGAAUAAUUUAUUAUCGUCGUAUUAUCUACGACACGAAAACUUGUUGCAUUGAUUUCUCUUCUCUUCUCUUCCCUGCCAAGCAGUUCUUUCGCUUCUCCCUUUCCGCGUCCCAUGAAUUCACUCAAAUUCUUCGCAUUGUUGGAAGAUGGAUCGCGAGAUGGAUCGCGCUCACGGUGACGCAACGAGGGAUGAGAUUGAGAGAAGUGAAAUUGUUUCAGGGUGGCUCGUGCGAGUCGUUGUCGUCGAAAGGCGGAGCUCUAACCGGAAGUGACUCCGGGGUGCUCGAGCUGAGCGACAGCGGCGGAGGAGGCCCUCCAGGGGAAUGGGACGCGGUUCCCGGCAUAGUCAGACAAUGUAUCAGGCAUCUAGAAAAUACGGGGCUUCGGACGCUCGGUGUGUUCCGGGUGUCGCCUUCCAAGAAGAGAGUCAGACAGUUGCGAGAAGACUUUGAUUGCGGUCGCGAGACAAAGAUCGGACCCGAUCAGUGUCCUCACGACGUAGCGGCCCUCAUCAAGGAGUAUUUUCGAGAUCUUCCGGACCCUUUGCUCUGCAGAGAUCUCUACCAAGCCUUCGUCCAUACACAAAAGAUCCGGAACAGGCGACUUCAGCAAGAGGCACUUCAGCAUCUCGUUCAGCUGCUGCCUACGCCAAACCGUGAAACUCUCUGGGCACUUUUGAACUUUCUCAGCGUGGUCGCGGCGAACAGUGAAGAUCAAAAGAACGAGACAGGGGAUUGGAUACCGGGCAACAAGAUGGACACGAUCAACUUGGCCACGGUAUUCGCUCCGAACAUUCUCCACUGCGUGAAACCUGGACAAAGGUCGGAAGUGUCUGCGGAAAGGGCGGAAGAAAGGAUAGACGUGAUAAACGUAGUCAGAACUCUUUUGGAACACGCCUCGACGUUAUUUACAGUACCAGCCGCCCUUCUGGACGAAGUAUACUUGCACAUGAUGGACACCCAUCCGGCGGAUUUAGAUCUUGCGCUCUCUCGACGUGCCGAAGAGCAAUGCGGAGACGAGGCGGAUCCGUGCAGCGAAGCCGAAACCUUCUCGGUCGAGGAGACGCUGACGACGUCGACAGCGUCCACGGCCGGGACGACCACGUCCACCAGAAAGGUGUGGACGAGGGAACAGUGUCUUCACCAAACAGCCGGCGUGGGCGGUGAUAUAGGUCCAAGGCCCAGGCGGCCAAAAAGGCCUGGUAGUCGACGAAAAGAGGAAGGCAGGAGUAACAGCGUGGACAGUGGAUCCAGCGAGGAUCCAGCCGAUCCACGAAGGAGAUCCUCGCCGAUGGUAAUCACCGCCAGUCUUACCAUACCGAUGUCUGGAGCGUUCACAUUGAACCUCGACGAUCCAGACAUUCCUUACAUCGAGGAAACUCCUAAGCAACCUAGUGCACCGCCGAGAAGGCAGAGGCAGCGAUCGAUCUCCGGCUGCAGCGAAGGUGGAAGACACGGAAGCGACAGCGCGGUGGGUUCCUCCGCCACUUUGUCGGGCGACCAAGUUCCAAGCUCUCCACCGUCAUGGGCGUCAUCGCCACCAGCCAGCCCCGACAGCGCGGUAACCGCUGUCUCUUACAUCCCCGACCAACAGGCCGUCCUUCAAAGGGUGUCGUUCACCACGUCGAGCGAGCUACGGCAAGUGACCAGGUCGACCAGCGGCCAAGAGACGUCGAGGAGCACCGCGGCCCCGUACACGCCGAGCAUCACCAGCAUCGGUGGUGCGGUUUUGAGAUCGAAGACCGCCGACAUCGAGAGGAUGUUACACAUCUCCAGACCAGACACAGGCAUCUCGACGUCGCAGCAGAGCAAAACAAGCUCCACAACGUCCUCGGAGAGCAAAAAGUACACGAAGAGACGUUACACAGACUCAAGGCAUCAGACUCGUCACAUCCCCGACUCGGAUACGUUGGCGGGGAAGAACACGGCCACGGUUUCGUCCUCGUCCUCCGUGACUAUGUCCUCCUCGUCGUCGGUGGCUGCCGCGCAGAACCAAAGAACCAGAGCACAGCCGGUCUGGAAGCGACGUGAACUCAUCUCCAGCGCGCCCAAGGACAGGGAGGGAUACUUCUGAACGUCCCUGGUGGGCGAUCGAGUCGAAUGUCGAUGGAUCUCGAUGAACAAUUUUCUCUUGGAAAACUCGUCUCAAGUUCCGAGAUUGGGAGUUUCGUUAAACGCUCGAUCAAAGUUUCGUUAUUGAUCUUAAGUAGAUAGGGAUGGACUGAAGAAAAUUAUGUCGAGGAAGUAUGUACGAAUUGAUUGAUAGAUCGUGCCUGAUCUUGCACUUGGGUACUGCUUAGGGAAUGAUUGAAUCGAGAAGUUCAAUUGUAGUUUGCGGCACUCGGAUGGAACGUGAAAGACGAGAAAGUUGUACGUCUGUGCAAAUUUUUCUACGACGAAGAACGUGAACUUAAAUAACGAAAGGUUAGAUGUUCUUGUAGGUUUACUUAAGUUAGUAUUUUGAAAUGAUCCUUCGGGGAAAGUCUGACGACAAACCUUGUGCCUUGGCGUAUUCAAAUUCUAAAGUAUUAAAUGCUCCCCUAAACUGACGAGGUACUUAACGUAUUUAAUGAUCAUAAAUUAUAUAACUUUAAUAGAUUAAUGGUUAAAUUUCUACGCGAGGAAAUUUGAACUGUGCGCUGGAAUAACUUCGAAAGAAAGUUCAAAGAGGUCCGAACUGAGCGUAUGAUUCGAUCGUCGAAAGUGUCUGUGAGAAUAAAAAAAAAAACAAUAUAGUCACUGCCGAUCAGGCGUGGCCUGGAAAAGUGUUCCUCGACACGUUUCUCGCUUCGAAAGCGAGAAAUCGUGUGUUCGACGUAUCGUGGGGUGUCUAUUGGUUCCUAGACUACCGUCCUCGCGCUCGCAAAGAUCUCCGUGACGAAACGCACGACUCUACACACUCUCUUUCUCUUUCUCUUUGUUAAUAUUUCCCUUAUCUCAUUCUGUCUCGUUCUAUCCUGUCCUCUCAACGAGAUUAACCUCGUGCUGUAACACACACAAAUGAAUCGAACGAGAGGAUCUUUCUACCUUGCGAUUAAUUUAUACGGAAGAAGAAGAAAAAAAAAACCAACAACAAAAUGAUCACAACAUUGAUCUUGUAUCUACAUUCUAAUGUAGUAGCGACACAUUAGCAGCGAUUUGUAAAUUAUUUUUAUUACCCUAGACUCGAAGGAUUCGUCCGAGUUCUCGUCGAUAAUACGCGAGAACUGCGAUGUCUCAUCUUAUAAAUCCUCGACGAACCAAAGUUAAAGCAAGACUAGUCUCGAGUCUCUUGAACUUGCAUCGGGCCAUACUAUCUCUCUCUCUCUCUCUCU
Molecule: messenger RNA, 3404 nt
Organism: Heterotrigona itama
Lineage: Eukaryota; Metazoa; Arthropoda; Insecta; Hymenoptera; Apidae
Source: the annotation of a GenBank genome assembly